Molecule: messenger RNA, 933 nt
Organism: Aspergillus wentii DTO 134E9
Lineage: Eukaryota; Fungi; Ascomycota; Eurotiomycetes; Eurotiales; Aspergillaceae
Exons: 2
Coding region: 1-933 (310 amino acids)
Source: RefSeq, a predicted model, not a curated record
AUGUCCAAAAUCGGCGUCUUCCCCGCCUCAGGUGGCCUCGGAUCCAGCAUCGUCAACCACCUCCUCCAGCUCGUCCCCGCCUCCGAACUUGUCCUCCUCGCACGACACCCCGACAAGCUCGCAGAUGUGUCGCGUGCGGGCGCAACAGUCCGCCGAGUCGACUACGAUGAGCCCGAGACGCUGUAUCGCGCAUUUGAGGGAAUUGGCGUGUUGAUGCUGAUUUCGUAUGCGUCCUUUGAGAUUGAGCAUCGCAUUGAGGCUCAUAAAAAAGCCAUCGACGCCGCCCUCCAAACCCACGUCAAACACAUCUUCUACUCCUCCCUCGCGUUCGGAGGCGACCUGCAACCCACCAGCACCGCACACGUCAUGGGCGCCCACCUAGCCACCGAAAAAUACCUCGCCGACCUCGACGCCCCCAUCACCUACACUGCCAUCCGCGAGGGCCUGUAUUCAGAGUCCUACCCGAUCUACACAAACUGGUUUGACGUGAACAGUCCCAGCAGUGAAAUUACAAUUCCACACCCGGGGACCGGCCCGGGCGUGGCGUGGGCAAAACGCGACGAACUCGGGGAAGCGACGGCGAAAAUGAUCGCGAGCUAUGCGAAAAACCCCGAGGGAUUUCCGUAUCUGGAUCGGGUGGUGCUGCUUUCUGGGCCGCGGGAGGUGUCGCUGGCGGAGACGGUGGAGGUGUUGGGGAGAGUGGGGGGGAAGGAUACGAAAAUCAGGGAGAUUUCGGUGGAGGAGUAUGCGAAGCUCCCGCAUGAGGGUAGACAUACGUAUCACGGGGUGGAUUUAUCGCGGGAAUGGGCGACGGCUUGGGAUGCUAUUCGAAAGGGGGAGACGGCGGUGGUGUCGCCGGUUUUGGGGGAGAUUUUGGGGAGAGAGCCUGAAGCUUUUGAGGUGACGGUGAGGCGGUUGAAGGAUAGAUCAUAG